AUGGUAAGUUCUUAAGAGCCUCACGUUAUGUGAGUAAUAUUUGUCAUGUUCUUCUUCUGUAUGCAAUAGGAUGUAAGGAUUUUUUCUUCAUGUAAAGCAAUUCUACUCCGACUAGGUGCUCCACUUCAGUCCAUGAGCAUGAUUAAACUCCAUGUCGCUACCGGAAUUAACUAUUCAUGUCGUAGAAAUAUUUCAUAAGGUUCUUUGGGAGUGGAUUUCUUUCUAAGGCGAUCAUUUCAUGCUCACAUUCUUAUUUUUCUUUCUUUUUCAACUCAGACAUUACGUCUGCCUUGUCAUUUUAUCACCAACCAGUGUUGUGUGAUCCUUUUUUUCUCUCUUCGUUUAUGCCGAUUCAAAAAUGUAAUGUACAUAUUUCUGUUUAUACUUGACUUUUGUCUGUUUCAAUGUUUAUUCUGUUCUUGUUCCUUAUUUUGUUGAAAAUUUCCUGUUCGCUUGUUUCAGAAUUACAUUGUCGGAGCUUUCAAGUCCCCAUGCGACAUUUCAAUUACAUUCUCCGAUGGUAAAACCCGAAAGAAGGUAUUCAAGUCUGUAUAUGUUGUGUUGAGAUGCCAUCUAUUAUGUCUGAUUUCAUUUCCACGUUCUCGUUAUAUGUCCACUUUGGUUUAAAAGAAGGUAAUGUUAAUUAGAUAAAUUUGGUGCAACGUAUGUUGUCAUUCAUUAGAACCCAACCGUGAAUUGGAGCCCAUUGUAUUUCAAGGAUAGUCCUUGAUGAAAGGAUCGAGAUACAUCAUCCUCACCCAUAACCCUGAAGUCUGUACUGGGCAUUAUCAAUUAGAUAAGUUUGGUUCAACGUAUAUUGUCAUUUAUAGAACCCAACCCUGAAUCGGAGCCCAUUGUAUUUCAAGGAUAGACCUCGAUGAAAUGAUUGAGAUAUAUCAUCCUCACCCAUAACCCUGAUUUAUUCUCCAAAGUUGACCGUCAUCUCCUGAAUAUGUUGAAUAUCAUUGAAUUUCACUUUGUCCGAGUCAAAAGCAUCUCCACCGCAUUCUACUGGUGUCUUGGACUCGUUCAGACCAACACUACUCUAGCUUUUAUGAGUGGAUCACUCAUUUGAAACCAAAACAUUCCCUUUGAGAGUCAUUGACCACAUGCAACUCGACUGAUCCCUGUCCAUACGAGGAUGUGAAUCUCGAAAUUGUAGCUUGCCAAUUGGGUUUGUUGUCAUACUCUGGUUUCUAUGCUACCUUUUUUGUUCUCCCUUUUCAUGGUUUCUGGUGCUGGAUAUUGACAUGGUGUUUAUUGAAGAAGAUAGAGAUGAAAGUAAAAGGUUAUCUUCUUUGUGACAUCUUCUAUCACAAUUGUGAAAUAUGGAGGAAAAUUUAGCUUAUUAGCCUUGCAUUAUUCAUCUUCCCCACAACAGAAAAAGUGUGUGAAAUGCAGUCUGCACAUUAUCAAUUGGACUGGCAGAGAUUCUUUUUCAUUGAUUUGUGGGAAGUAUCUUUUGUCUUAGUGCGAGGAGAGUUUAAAACUGGGUCCCAUUACACUAUUACUGUAGGAAAAGAUGGAAAAUAAAAGAAAAGGGCUGAAUUAGUCGUCUUUUUUUAAAAAGACGCAUUCUAUCUUAUUUUAUGCAUUGCACCUUUUUGUAUUUGUGAUCUGGAAUGUUAACUUUUGUGGUGAUCCUACAUUUGCCCAUCUGAAACCUUAAGUUGUUUUUUGAGUUUUCUGAUCUUGUGUUUUGAAGGUGUCUGUGAAGGACAAUGGUCAAACAAGAAUGGUGCCUUUAUUUCAAAGUCAAGAGAACAUUCGUGGUGAGGUACUAUGAUUAACAUAUUUUCUUGGCAGCAAUGUGGUUAGACCGAGCUCUCAAAUCCUGUUUGGGAGCAAUAUGUAAGGGCUUUUAUUCUUUUAUGACGCAGGUUUCAGUUGAGCCCCUACAGGGGAAGAAGUUUGAACACAUAGGAGUUAAAAUUGAGCUUCUUGGUCAAAUUGGUGAGAAAAUAAGUUUUCUGUUCUAUCAUACAUGGUACAUUCUCUCCCAGUGCAUGUCCUAUCCCUCUCUAUGGUGACCUUUUUUUUAUAAUAUAUUAAAGAAUUUAUAUCGAACUCGCUGAAGUUUGACUUCCCAAUACUGGCUGUUCGCUCUUCUUUAAUUGGAUCAAGCAUAUUCUAUGGUGUUUUUCUGCAAAGAGACUGCUUCAUUAUCCAGAUAUUUGUAUACUUUUUCUUUCAAGUCCGAAAUUUUGCAGUAAUAUCAUGAAGGAUGAUGCAUUUCUAAAUGCCUCAGAUCUUGUCAUUUGUAUUGAUAUACAGUGCGACAUGGCACUCGUUGUCUGGUCAUGUUCCAGCUUCACCUUUUGAAUUAGCCUUUUCUAUUUCAGUAUUGCUCCCUGGGCAGUGUUCUUAUAAUCAGUUGGCACACUAGUAGACUAAAAUGAUUCAGCUACUAUGUUCUGCCUGAUGUUCCCUUUGAAUGCCCAUUUUUCUUUGUUCUGUAAAUUUUGUGGUUUUUGUUAUAUUUCCUGUGAAUUGUGUUUGUAAGAAUUGAACCAGUUCAAGUCAUGUAUCACACAGGUAAAUACUAACUCUUUCAUUAAUUUAAUUAAUGCAGAGCUCUAUGUUGACAGAGGCAACUUUUAUGACUUCACAUCACUCGGUAAGUUAGAAAUUUUGUGUCCUAUCUCUAUGUGUAUCAUCCACUUUCCCCUAGCUUCCUCAAUCUCGAUAAAGUUGGAGUGAAAUCUGAAGAUGUAGUGGCUUUAUCUUGAUCAGUUUCAUAUGCCAUUCCCUUGCUGUCCUUUUACGCUGGUCUAUGUUCUCCUGUUUGUCAUUCAUAUUUCAUGAUUUUUCUCAUAUGUUCUUCGUAAUUUAGGAAAAAAGAAGAAAGUGGAAACAGGGGCUUUAUUAAAUUCUUAUCAUAUUGAAUGUGAAAGAAGUAUAGAAACAGAGAAAAGUAAAGAAAAAGAGGGGAGUGUAUAAGUGGAAAUCAGUAGAGAGGUAAUUAGCCUGCAGUAGUUUACCAUUUGUCACUGUGGAUUGUUAACAGCAGUUUACCGAAUGAUACUCCUAUCUGUUGUCCUGGUUUCUCCUCCUGACUGCUUCCUCCCUUUCAGUUUGAUUGUCUGACCUUCAGGCUGUUCUUCCUGCCAUGUAGUUCUGUUUGUGCCAUGCUAGGGGCCUCCACGAGUUGAUCAUUUCCCCAUUUCCCAUGUAACCAGCUCCUGCUGUUUGACAUGUUUUGGCUUGCAUCAUAUAAUUCUGGUCCUCAUCAUAUGGUUUUCAUUAAUUUAAAAUUUAAUAUUUUGAUCUCAGUGCCCUUUUUAUCUCCAUCUCGUCUAUGGUGUUGUAGUUUCCCCAUGCUUUGGGCAUCAACAGGAAAUACCGUUUGUACAUACAAGAUACCAAUACUGAGGAAAGCACUAGGGAAACCAUGAGUUCACCAGAUAAUCUUUUACCAGAAUAUUGUACCUUGCACAUCUUAACGGGGAAUUUUUUCUUUGGUGGAAUUUCUGUCCUUUUCUAUUCACAGUUAUGUAUGCAUUAUUAAUUAAGAAAUAAAUUCAAUGUCAUAUUAUUUCUAUCUUAUGUGCAUCAGUACAUGUGCCUGUGUGUAUACACAUCAGCUUGGCGUCGUGAUAAUAUUUGAUUUUUUUAUUUCUCACUGAAGGCAUAAUUUGAUUUCUUAUUUUGCAGUGCGUGAAUUGGAUGUACCUGGUGAAAUACAUGAACGAAAGACAUACCCAUUUGAGUUCUCUACCGUUGAGAUGCCCUAUGAGUCUUACAAUGGCGUGAAUGUUCGACUUAGGUAGGACAAUGAAUAUCUUAUGCUAAAAAACCGAGAAAUAUAAGCCCUAAUGCGAAGUUUAUUACAGAUUGUGCAUAAUUUUUAGGUCUGAAAAACUCUUGCAUAACCUGUCAUUCUAUCAGACAGCAUAUAUACUGCUUGGCACGUUAACUACCUCUACAUCAAGGUUGCUCUCGUGUGUCUGUGAAUUUACCCCAUGGAUCCAUCACCUUGGUCUCAUCGUGGCUUAAUUUUUGUGAUUCACAGCCUUAAUGGAAAAUUCAAGUGAACAUUGACUGGCUCCAAGUCUCUCCCAGUCUGUUCAUGACCAAACGUUCUUGAGUUACUGGUGGUUGAACAAAGAUGAGAACUAAAAUUUAUGAGCUAUCUGUUGGAUUUUAUAAUGAACAUAAUGCUGUCAUGCAAAAUGAUAAGCUCGCGUUUCCAAAACAUAUGAUACCCUUAUGCUUUGGCUAGGAUUAAAUAAUGGGAAAAAGCCUCCUGAAAAAGUGUUAUUGUUUCCUCAAUGCUACCACAAAUGUAAGUUCUGAUAAAUUAUGCCACUAGUUUGAUUGAAAUUUUUUAGUCUUUGUAGUUUGUUCUCGUUGAAUUUUUUAUCCUUUUAAUCAUCAAAGGAUGUGGAGUUUGUGAUUGUAGUUUUCAUAAUCUCUACUUUAUAUGUUUUAUCUUUUGUUUGUGCCCUUUCUUGUGACCUACGACAUGGGUUGUUUAGUGGCAUCUGGUGGAAAGUGCAUGAAGCUAACCAACGAAACGAAAGGGAGUUUGAUAUCUUUUCAUCCCAGAUUUUCAUUAUAUCAUUUUCCAGCCAGAUACCACCAUUGAACUUCCAAUUAAAAUUCCUAUUGCAUCCUUUUUCGAAUCCACUUUCCCUACUGUUGGGCCUGUGGCACCUUGUCACAUAAUCUGAGAGCUCUUAAUAUAGGCAUAUGAAGUGUCACCAUAGAUAUCAUGUGGUGUGAUUGAAAUUAUAAACAUCUGCUUCACAGUGAUGCAUUGGUACUUCCCCAGAAUAUCAUUGGAUUGGGCUUUUGUUGAAACAUUUUUGUCAUUCAACUCGGUAAUCUUGAAGAAUUGCGUUCGCUCAAAUCUUGUCGUUUUAUUCUUGUAUUUUGUCAGAAAAUUAAAUCAUCGGUCCUCGUUUUAAGUUCUUCAUUUUCUGCUACUGAUGGUUGGACUGUUGAUUGAGAAAAGGAGAGUUGGUCCUUGUUUCACAGUCUUCCAGCACUUCCUUCCGCAGCUUUUGGCCUGAAGUGCCAUUUCCUGAGUUGGCUGCAGUCUAUUAUCCUUCCAUCAUUGUGCUGAAGACUAGGUUGGGUAGAGCAUGGGGAUUGAAAGGAUGGACAUUUAAUAGUCUCUUUUGACCUCGCUAGAAGUGCUAAUACUUUAUCUUUUCAAUACAAGUAUUUAAACGUUGCCAUAAGUUAAAAUUUUCCAUCUGAUUUCUUUUACUCUUUUUACUGAAGCAGGAGUUUGUUGCAUUGUGUUUUUUGAUAAUACAUAUGAGUUGGACCAAUUUAGCCCUGUAUCAGCUAAAGUGGAGAUCAUUGACCUCUUUCUCUGAUCCUACCAUGCGGUGGCUGACUCGACCAGUUCCUAUGUAGAUGGAGGCCACAGAGGUCAGGAACUUUCAACUUACUGUGCUGGCCAUGUUGGCAACCAUGAUGGGAAUAUUAAUAUUCAUUGGAGCUCAUUGCACAUUUAAUCAAUUUUGGACGGCACAAUUAGAGGUUCAAUAGCAGUAGAAAUACUUACAACCGCAUGAUGAGGUAGCAAGAUUGACUCUUCAAGGAUUUAGAGAACGUGAAGCGACAUCCGAUCUAUAUUUUGUGUGUUGCCUUUUUAUACAAUUUCUCAAAGCUUUUGUUUAAAUGCUGAACAGUGUUAUUUCAGAGGAUAAAUGUGGAUGUUUGGCUAUGAGAAUGCAUGUGACAUUUUGACCUGGAAACUUAAAUUUUGAACUUGCAGGUACAUUUUGAAGGUUACUGUUAGUCGUAAUUAUUCGACCAAGAUUGUGGACUGCCAGGAUUUACUGGUAAGUCAUUCUAUUUCUUCUGGAAUAUUUAUUUGUCCAUAAAACUCUUUUAAAAAAGGUUGUCCGUGACAUCCUAAAAUUAGCAUAGCUGAAGAGACUUUCAUUUCUGGUCUCGGUAUUCCCCUAAAAGAUCCGUGUACUAAGAAUUAGCUAUCUAUUGCAUGAUUGUAAAGUCUUCGCUACUCACUCAUUGCCCUGAAAUGAAAGAGCAAUACCCUUCUUCCUCAUCAUGGAAAAUCGUUGUGUGGUUUCUCCUAUCGCAAAUAUAGGUGGCGCACUUUUGCCAAGUAGCUUUGUCUCCUCAAAAUCCGACCAUUCCAUGUCCUUUCUGAUUGUCCAAAUAAUUCCAUGCUUUGUGAUCACCUUUAAUGGCCCAGUAUUGGUGUCGAAUUGUUCAUAAUAAAUAUUCUAAUUUGUAGAUCUGUUGGAUGAACGAGAUUGACAAAUGAACUAGGGACUCUUCCAACAUAUCAUCGAUAAAAAGAGCAAACUGAUCACAGAUAGAGUCUCUUUUAUGAGGUCUUUCAAAUUAGAAUCUUUACAUUCAAAGAGCAACUCGAUCCCCUAAUUACUUGGGGUCAUGUGAUAGCAUUUGAUACUUGUUAUGAUGGAUAUAUCACUGCCUAAUUUGAAAAUUUGCUGCCUGUAGGCUGUAUGAGUUAGAUUUAAUUCUGUCUAGCUUAUUAAAGUGCCCUUCGAAGUAUGAUCCAUAUUUCUGAUUGUUGUAUGCCAGUAGCAUAUCUGAUAAACCUUAUUAAAAUGCCCUUCGAACUUUUAGUCAAUCUGCACACCAAAACUAUGUCCUACUAGACUCUUUAUAAAGGCCUGAUAAAUCAGAAAUUUCCUAAUUGUUUAUGUUUUGCACGGUUACACCAUGCGGUGGCGUGCACUACUGAAAUAGUCUUUAAUGAGCUGGUCCUACACUUCACCACUAAAUUGGUCAAGUGGCGUGCAACAUAGAAUGGAUAAAUUAAGGGUGCUUAGAGAAAAUUAAACAUAAGAAAAGUUUAGUUCAGAAGUGAAUUUAGAAAACGAAUGUUAUCACAUGUUUUUGUUUAAUAGUAUAUUGUGUGGACGAGCAAAAUUCCUUUACUGUUUCCUAAAUAUAUGUGGAUGGCUUUUUCUUUGUGUGAGCAUAACCUAUUUAUCCUUUUCUUCCUUUUCCUAGGAUUGACUGAUUGUUCUGUGACCACUUGUCAUUAAAGUAAUCCAAGUCAUAACAGGGAUUGACGAUGAGCAUUUUUUGUUGUCAUUUUGAAAUCUUUGGUACUUGUCAGCUUCGAAUUCUUGUGAUAAGUCUUCUAGUAAGUAGUUAAUGGUUGAUGCCUCUUUUAUAGAUUAUGGAGUCGUUAGGUCUGGUAAUACUUUAAUAUGUUUUCUUUGCAGGUUAUGUCAGAUAUUUUGCAGUUGGUGAUUAACAUUACCGAUUUCUAUCUCAGUAGUUUCACCUGUUAAGUAUAUUCUAUCGUGGAUAUUUUUGCAAGUGGUAAUUAACAUUUCUGGUUUCCAUCUUUAGUAACUGCACUUGAGUCACAUUCAAAAUUAAGUUUUUUACAAAUACGACAAAUAUUAUGACUAAGAUUACUAAAGUAAAUUGCCACCGUCAUUAAACCAAAUUUUGAUGUUCCUGGAACAUGACGUGUAGGGAUGCACAUGAUAUCAUGAUCUGUUUUCUCCCGCACACUGAAAUAUUUUCCCUUUUUGUACGGUGUUGGAAGUUAGUGUGGGAACUCCAUUUAAUGAUGUUACGCUGUUCAGCCAAUUUGUCUCUUUGUGCUGGUUUAGUGAUGAUACUCAUAUAUUAUUCAUUAUUAAAAAUCAUUUCAGAGAAUUUUCUAAAUUCCUGGCACUUUUCCCAGUUAUCAUGCCUGAUUUCUUUUAAUUUCUUCUGAUCAGGUCCGCAACUACACCCCACUUCCAGCAAUUAACAACAGCAUCAAGGUUAGUUAAUUAGUCUAGGUCUAUGGAAGUCUGUUCAACCAAAUAUUUCAAUGCAAAUUUUAUUGUUUUUUAAUCUAAUCGUGAGCUAGUUGAGAUUCAAAUCUCAUUUCCCGUGCAUAAUCCUGUCCUGUAAUGACAAAAAUCUACCGAUGCUUUUCUAAUAUGUGUCAAGUAGGCAACAUAAAUUAUUUAUGCAGACUAUUUAAUUCUUGAUAAUAAUGCUGAUUCUGGCUGUUGAUAAAGAUUCUUGUGGUUAAUUCCACAGAUGGAAGUGGGUAUUGAAGAUUGCCUGCACAUUGAGUUUGAAUAUAAUAAAAGCAAGUAAGGUUAACUAGUAUGGUACUUUUCUCUUUUAUGGUGUUAGUCUUGGCUGCUGUUUUUUCUAACUUGAUCUUAACUCGUGCAGGUAUCAUCUAAAAGAUGUUAUAAUCGGAAAAAUAUACUUUUUUCUUGUAAGAAUCAAACUAAAAGAUAUGGAACUUGAGAUUAGACGUAGGGAAUCCACGGGAUCUGGGUCUAAUACGUAUGUUGAGACAGAGACACUCGCAAAGUUUGAGCUGAUGGAUGGUGCUCCUGUAAGAGGUAUUUGGCCCAAAAUUUUCUGUUAGUAGAUAAUACUAGUUAAUAUUCUCAGUCUAUGUUCUAACGCAUAAUUGUCCUUAAAGAUGCUGUAUAUUUGAAUAAACCCAUUACUCUUUAGAUUUUCUAACUAUGAAACUUUGCGUUUGUCAAAUGCUUCUGGAUGGAGAAAAUUGGCAUAUUCUUGAACCAACUGCACAAUGAAGCUAGCAUUGAGAACAAUGUGAAUCAUGAGUGCAUAGAUGUUUUCCAUGAUGAUAUAAGUACUACAAUAGGACUAGAUGGAUAGAUGUUCUAUAGGUUAGUGACAUAAUGAAGGUAGGCGCUGACACUUACGAAGGGCAUAAGAAAGCCUAUUUUGUGGGGCAGUUGGAGUGGAACUUCACCGCCUGAGGACUGGUUUCGUUUUUAUAUGGGAAAUAUGAAUGAGUCAUUGGAGAAUCUAUUCAUCAAAUGUGUAGUAUCGAGCAAUUCUGUUGAAGUUAUUGUGGAUGUAUGACCUCUAUGUCAGAAUCCCCGGUAUAGUGGAUUAGGUAUAGGCAUACUAUCGUCAAUGGGGGCUACUUAAAUGGGAUAGAAACGAACAGUAGCUCGUAAUUCAUGCAACCCGUUAAAUGAAGGAAUGUGAAGACAAAUCACACAUUCACAGGGCAAAGCUCUUCAGUGUCUAACUACUAGCAAUUGGGAUAUAGCGACUAAAUAGGCUGAGACAUAACCGGUGGGAAAAUGAGCUCAUUCAUCUUGGAAGGGUUGUUUACCGUUUAUAAGCCUUUCCUACUAUACUAGUUCCAUUUAAUAUUUUGUAAAUGUGGGUCUUUUUCGGAUGAUUUCAUCAUUCUGUGGUGAAACUGCUCAAGAUUUAGAAGGAACUAAUUAAUGAUUUAGAUUUAACUAGGUCUACUUAUCGAACUUUCGCUUGCCAAUAUCAGAGUGGGAUUCCAUUAGUGCAACCUACCUCAGUAUUGGUGGAGUGGCCACCAUGUGGGAUAUCAGCUCUUGGGAGUCCCACCUCAUUUAAAAGCGAUGAUCCUGAUGUGUCCAAUUUCACCGAGACUCGCGCUUACGACCACCUAUGGUGAUAUUUUUAUGAGAAGCGUCAACUCACCUAUUCCUUGAGGGUUCCUUGUCAUUUAAAAUCUGUCGGAGAUUCUUCAUUGCAGAAAAAAGCUAGAUGAUGAUUUCAAACAUUUUUUGAUGAGGUGAAAAGACUGGGUGUCUAGACGUAACAUUUGUAUCAUUUAGCCAAUACAAUUGAUGAACUUUUCCUCAAGGGGAAGUUGUGGAUUAGAGUGUUUUAUAACAUUUGAUUCCAUUUUUGGAGUUAAUUAUAUAAACACUUUUAUGUCUGUGCAUAACUAAUAUACGAAAGAUGAAUUCGUUGUGGUACCCAUUUUUGAAAUUAAAAAUUCCACAUGGUGGGGUCAAAACUUGCCUGAUUACUGGUUGCAAAAAGGAUUUUUUCCCCACCAAGUAUUUUUGGCUGCAUUCAACAUAUGAGCUAUCUUUCUAAGUUUGGAAUAAUUUCAUGGGCCAAGUUUGAUGUAAUAUUACAAGAAUGAAAAGAUGAAGCAUUCUUGAAGAACUGAUCACAUCACAACCAUCACUUGACACCAGUAUACCACCCAUUUCCCUAAUAAACUUAGGAGAACCAGAUCUAGUAACGAUUUUGAAGUGCAAUAUCUUUCUGUUCCAGGGGAACUUCUUUCUGCGGCUUAAAAGCUAGGGCUUGUGGUUCGUUAUCAGUACCUGUUUUAGAGCGCUCCGUCCCUCCACAUAAGGAACUGCAUCAUUCCUAUACCUUUAAUGGCAUCUUUGAUGCUAAUUUCGCAAAAUUUUAAAUCAAGGGUUUGCAGAAAUAGAGGGAUGGGAUGGGUUAGUGUUAAUCAGAAAGGGAGGAGAAAACCACAUGGGCUGUGAUUGUAAGAAGCAAAUGGUAGAAAAUGGCCCUUGUCUUCUCCCCUUAGCACCUUCUCAUUCUUAAUUUUUUAUAUUACUUAUGGUUUCCUUGGGCGGAGGUUUAGUCUGUCAAAGCGUCAACAGAUUUUCCUGGUAUUGGGGAAUCACAACAUGCUCUAAAUUGAGACGUACUCCACCAUACUUGAUCAUACUCUACCAUGGGCAGAACCAAGAAAAGCUUCAACUCAGUUCCUUGUUCAGAUAAUUGAAAGAAGAUGUUAAUGGAAAUCGAUUUCCUUCUGUGGAAUUCCCUUCUGGCACCCUACAAAGCUAGAAAUAUAGAAUACUUUUAAAUAUAUAUGUGCUAGGUUCAUUCGGCUUUCAUUUGAAUGAACAUAUUUUACAAUAUUCACCUUCUCCUCCACUUAAAGAUAUAUUUUGUUUUCAACGUUGCAGGAGAAUCAAUCCCGAUUAGGUUAUUUUUGAGCCCGUAUGACUUGACACCAACAUAUCGCAACACCAACAACAAGUUUAGUGUGAAGUAUUUCUUGAACCUUGUCCUCGUGGAUGAAGAGAACCGGCGCUACUUCAAGCAGCAGGAGAUCACAAUGUACCGCCUUUUAGAGGGCUCCUGA
Molecule: messenger RNA, 10849 nt
Organism: Spirodela intermedia
Lineage: Eukaryota; Viridiplantae; Streptophyta; Magnoliopsida; Alismatales; Araceae
Source: the annotation of a GenBank genome assembly